Closterium sp. NIES-67 is the source of this 4252-nucleotide messenger RNA. The record is from the annotation of a GenBank genome assembly. NCBI's taxonomy places the organism in Eukaryota, Viridiplantae, Streptophyta, Zygnematophyceae, Desmidiales, Closteriaceae.
GUCUAGCUAGCAAAUCCAGCAUGACUGAUACAGCACGCUCUAGCUCAGUUAUUCAGGCUCCAGAUUCUUCCAGGAAUGUAUUUCAGGAAGCCUGAUAGCGGACACGACUCAAGCUAGGGUGCAGAGCAGGUUUACGUAGGAGAACUUCUGGCUGGGACGAGGACUCUGAAGGCGACGUGUCAUUUAUGUUGUCUACAACGAGCUCGCAGCCCUCUCAGUCAAUGUUACAUUACCGGGAGCAUUUUCCAGAACUUUUGUGACAAUGUUUGAGCAUUGAAGCUGAGGACAGUAUAGUCACCUGCAGGCAGUAUAGUUUUUUCCUAUCGUCGGUGAACACAGAACUCUUUUCUACGGGAAUGGACAACGCCGGCUUCCUCCCGCCAGAAAAUGUGGACAUUUUGCUGGAUGGAGAGACGCGGAAAGACCCAACCUGUCCUAAGACCGAACCGGAUAACAAUGCUGUUGAAGCUUCGAACGCCGAGUCCAAGAAGCGGAACCUAGAAGGCGAACCAGACGGCUGUGGCGAGCUGAAACGUGAAGCUGAUCUGGACGACGGUGCAAAGGCUAACGCGGACACAUCAGAAGCUCCAGGCUCCAAUGACAUCAUCGGUGUUGCCAAGAAAGAAUCAGCGAAGAGGCGCAGGUCACCAGCGGUGCUUCUGCAUCCGCAUUUGCGUGGCGUGCGACAGCGCUAUUGGGGAAAAUGGGCAUCGGAGAUUCGUGAUGGUCCAAGUAACGUUCGCUUCUGGCUCGGAACUUUCACGACGGUUGAGGAAGCGGCCUUUGCUUAUGACGUAGCUGCUCUAGCUAUUCGUGGAGCGAAAACUCGGCUGAACUUUGAAAGAAGUCGCAUGUACGCUUCGAACUUGGCUGACAUCAUGGAACGUUGCGGUGGGGUCGUCGGCCCGGUCCUUCGGUCUGCUCUUGCGAUGGAAACGGCGAGGCUUAUAGACGAAGGAGCUAUUGACAACAUCGACGCUGACUCUCCGGGAUAUGAAACCCCCAGGUCGAUCAAUGUCCCAGCAUCUGACGCUACCGCUGCAGGACCUGGUCACUUCGCACAGCGUAUUGACUUUCUGGCGGAAGCAGCGACAAGGCAACGACGGGCAGAAAAGGCUGCGAAUAUUUCACGGAUGGAGCUGACUCCGCCUGCACCCGAUAAGUCUAGCUCGGAAUCGGCAGUGCUCCCCAACAUCAAAGCUACGUCGAUGACCAUAGUUAAGGCCGAGUCAAAGGUGGCACAGAAGGCGCAAUACUAUAUUUAUCGUGAGUCAGACACUGAAAUUCCCGUGAGCGAGAUUGACGCUCUCUUUGCUUUACGUGACAGCAGAAAAGGCGUUGCUUGCAACUCACUUGACAAUGUGUCAGGUCCUCUGGGAUUUGACGACGAUCACUGGUGGCAACCAUCAAGGAGCGGCCCCGGAAACGGUCAGGGAAGUUUGAGAGCGACCGCCUUUUGCUUCCAAGAUGGUGGGGGUGGCAGUGCAUUUGGAGGAGGUGGCGGGAUGGAAGACUGGAGCUCGUACAUAGAAACGGAUUCUUUCAGUGGAGUACCCGUGACUACAGUCACAGAUUCGUUAACAGGCGAAGGCGAGAGUGCAAGUGCUGCAGAGCAGAAUGAUCCGGGAAAGAAGAAGCUUUGUCGUUCAGGAAGCUGUACAGACAUUGUGGACCAGUUCUUGGCCGACGGAGAAGGGUGUGAGGGCCCCACUGUGCCUCGGGGUAACCACCAUAACCUCUACUUCUCAGGAGGUGCUUCAAUUUGCAUGGCUGACUCGCGAGAGAACACCACUACCGUUGCUCUUACGGUCACUGCAGAAGGUACUGAUGCUGCUCCUUCUAGUACAAUUCCUCUUAAUGAUUCUUUUGACACAAGCAAAGCUCGUGCAGCCUGUGAUGCAGACGGGAUUAUUCCUGAACUGCAUGGGCUGGCGAAGUUUUUGGAGGCGACCCCCAUGUCUCCGCUCCAUCUUACUUCAGGCAGUCCUGCUUCAGCUGAGGAAAACCCCGAUUCUGCAGUGGCUCCACUCCACCUUCCCGCUUCAGCUCUCUCAGCACCGCUACCAACCCCAGCAGGUGCAGCAUCUGUUGAACGCCCAGCAGCAGCUGUGGAGGCAUGCUCCCGCCCGAUCGUAGCUGCAGAAGCACCUGCUCGCUUGCUCUCCUACCCCAGCCUUCCCCAUAUGGCCGCACCUCUCGUCCGGUCACAGCCGCUUCACCCUCUCGUCAGUGUCAGGCAGGCACAGGCGCUCAUGCUUCCAUCGCCUGCUGCUGCUGCUCCUCGCAGUGACCUGAGCGCGCGCCCACCUGCAUCCGCACCUGCUCUGCCUUUGCAGAAUUCGCUGAUACCAGCCACUGCUGCUGCUGGAGGGACUACUGCUGGCGGUAUCUCCGCCCCAUGCAGUGCUCCUUCCGUGGUUUCCCCAGUCCUAUUCCACUUGCAGCUGCUUCGCCCAACCAUGCCCUCAUCAAUUUCCGUUCCUGCACGUCCAGCUUCACUGCUUCCCCCCACGGUCGUUCCCUCUUCCCGCUUGCAGCUUCCCCCACCUCCUGCUGCUCCUGUGGGGUCACAUGGAACCUUCAGGACCUUGCCUCCUGCGUCCAGUGCCAGCAGUACAUGCCAGUGCUGUUGCCAUUGUCAGUUAAAGCAGCAGCAGAUGCUUGCACAGGGCACAGGCUUCUCGCAUCAGGGUGCAGUUUCUGGCAGCAGUGCGAACAAGGUCCAGACAUCCACCAAUGCCGACCUCCUGGCUAUCACUAGCAGCCAACCCCCAGCUACUGCACCUCCUGAAGAUUCUGGUUCUGCGCUGCUUCACCCAGGGGCUCCCCCAGGUAUCGCUGCUGCUGCUCCUCCUACCACUGCAGCUCUUCCAGCUACAGCUGCAGCAGCACCUGGAAGCCCUGCAGCGAACAAAAAGCACCUGCUGGUCAUGCCUAAGGUGGGAGUUGCGUGGAGUCUCAGGUCUUGUGACAAGCCACGGCAGCAGCAGCCUUUGGUUUCCACGGCUUGGAAGCAACCACAGCAGCAUCAACAGCCGAACGAGCCAAUGAGCCAUCAUCAACAGCAGCCACAGGAGCAGGCGCAACACCAGAUGCUACAGCUGCCACAGGGACAGCUGCAGCGGGCAAUGCAGCAGCUCAGGCCCCUACAGCAGCGACAGGCAUUACCUUUGCAGUUGACAGCAGGGCAGGCAGUUGAGGAACAGAAGCAGCAGCAGGAGGUGGUUGGUGGCGCAUCAGGUGCUGCCAUUCUGGGUGGCAGGCCCCUUCCCUUUCCACCUCCUCCUCCUCUGCUGCCAUCUCCCAUGCUUCCACGAGCUCAUGUUUCCUCUGGCCCCCCUGCCUCGCAUCACAGUCCCCACACUAAGAUUCUGACAGGACCACUACCGAAGCUCACCCCAUUUCUCCUGUCAGCUAUUGCCGACAGUAAGGCCAGUGCUUCUGCCGCGUCCCUAUUGCAGCACAGUCCCGGUGCUUUACCAGCGGUGGCAGGUGUGGCAGUGGAGCCGACAUCAUAUCAGCAAGUAACGGUUUCAGAGCUUCCCGCUCAUAUGGCUGCAUCCACAAUCCAUCUGACAGCUGCUGCAGCGGGCGUCCUUAGGCUGGAAGCAGCACCAGCAGGUCUGGCAUAUGCUGAGCUAGCACCAAAUUCAGAACCUCAGGAGGUGGCAGCACCCGCAGCCCUUCAGUGCACUACCGUACCAUCACACCUGCGCCAGGCUACUGCCAGCACUUCUUAGGCAGGGUGCAGCAUCGGACACAGGCAGGAGCAUCAUCACCACUCAAGCAGGCAGCAGCGCCACCACCGUUUGUCUACCAUCAGCGACACCAAUGCGGGCAGCAGCAUCAGCACCACUGAAGCAGGAAGCAGCAUCUACUUUGCUUCACGUGGAACAGCAUGGGCUCCUCUGACGAAGAAGCAUCUGCAUCUGGAGGCAUAGCAGCAGCACAAGCACCAUUCCAACAAUACAGUGAUUAUACCAGCAGUUUCAGCUCUAACAGCAGUCCAUCUGUAAAUCUACUAGCUCCAGUGUGAAGGAUAUUGACCACUCAGGGCCUCUCUCUUGCAGCACUAUUGUCAACAAUCUCUUUGACGACUGCGCUGGAGGAGAGCCAAGGGACGAUUUAUAGUAUGACCAAUGUAUGUAUCAUGUUCCAUGUGGACAGCUGAUGCAGCAGGACACAGGCUAGGGCACAGGCUAGUGGGAAUUAAGUUGUGCACAUGUCAAAUGAGUAAAUUAACAAUAUUUUG